Molecule: messenger RNA, 1395 nt
Organism: Neodiprion virginianus
Lineage: Eukaryota; Metazoa; Arthropoda; Insecta; Hymenoptera; Diprionidae
Exons: 1
Coding region: 1-1395 (464 amino acids)
Source: RefSeq, a predicted model, not a curated record
AUGCACAUCAGGAAAGACCACCACCUGUCUGAUUCCAUUGACAUAACUGAAGGAGUACUACAAGGCGACAUACUCAGCCCGUUGCUGUUCAUUCUAUUUAUUGCUGAUAUAAUCAAAUUCUUCGAGAAUCGCGACGUCGAAGGACUAAACCUGAACAAUCUUCGUCAGAUACUCAUGUUAUUAUAUGCUGAUGACAUUGCCGCUUUAUCUCACUCUGCCUCAAGUUCAGAAGCAACACUGAAAGUAUUGAAGGAAUACUGUGACACAAACGGCCUGGAAGUCAACAUCAGCAAAACAAAAAUAAUGGCCUGUCGUACAUCAGGAAGGAUCAAGAAAAAGGAUAAAGGCUUUCAAUUCAAAGGCAAAAGUAUUGAGGUGGUCAAGACAUACACAUAUCUGGGUGUUGCGUUAUCAAGCAACCUGCAAGGAGAUAUAGCAGCCACCGAAGCAUCCAAAAGAGGCAAACAAGCAAUCGGAUCAACCUACUUAAUUCUUUCUAGGCUCGGAGCAGAAACUUGGCUUAGCAAAAAGAAACUCCAUGACAGCAUGAUCAAAACAACGCUGCUAUACUUAGUGCACAUCUGGGGUCUCAGGAAAGAAAUACUAGACAAACUUGAAGCAACUCACCUGCUUUAUUUUAAAAGAAUUUUCCAUCUUCCUGUCUGUACGCCACAUUAUCUUCCACGCCUUGAACUCGACAUACCACACAUUUCUCCAGAAGUACUAAAAUACGCAUACAACUGGGUAAUUAAAAUACUAGACAUGAGAGAAGACCGACUGUCCAAGCUCGGCUUGACUAGACUUAUUCAACUAUCUGCCAAUUACAAAAGUCCAAACUUGAACUGGACCUUACCAGUUAAGUCGUUGCUUUCUCUCAUUGGUGAAGAACAAAUGUUUGAGGACAUGAACGCAACUCAUUGGAAGGUAAAUAAGGACAGGAUCCUCAACAAGUACCGCUCUUUCCUGAAACUUCAAGACCUUAAACGCUACUCAAAGUCUGAAUCAUGUCAAUCACCCAUACCAAGGUCGCUAGAAGACUCACUCCCAAUAUACCUGACAAGAGGCUCUUUCCACACAAUAACACCUAAACUACAGCUAAGAGUCGCCAACAUAUACUCGUGCAACAUAUCAACGAAGCUGGGGGUAAUUAAAUUAAAACCGGCAGAAUUAUGCCGCUUCUGUCACAACUCAGAAAAGGAAACAAUAGCUCACUUUCUGAUAAACAGUACAUUCUUCAGCUCUCUUCGCUCCGAAUACCUGCAAAUAUCCAAGGAAGAUAGCGACCAUCUCAACUUAAUUAUAAUUUUAGAUGACCAUUCCACAUCUGGCUUCAAAAAUUUAUUAAACUAUUUAACAGCGUGUUCAGAGUUAUUCAAUAGUAUCACGCCAAACUAG